Pieris macdunnoughi is the source of this 1848-nucleotide messenger RNA. NCBI's taxonomy places the organism in Eukaryota, Metazoa, Arthropoda, Insecta, Lepidoptera, Pieridae. The record is from the annotation of a GenBank genome assembly.
AUGCUAAGUUGUGCAUCCCCCGCCGGCAUGCCGCCAGCACCGCAUGCGCAUACAUCUUCGUGGGGCAAUAUUUUACAACAGCCUCCUAACAUUAAAUCAGAGCCAAUGGAAGACGGAAGCUUCGCGAAGGAACAAACUAGCGGUUUCUACUCAGAAGGUUUUCACAGUGCAUCACCUUCAUCUUCAAGCAAGGAUUCCAACGGACACUCACCUAGAAGUGUCGGAAGCGGCGGAGAGCCUGCAUCAUUCUACGACACCAUGACACUCAAGGCAAAGGCAAAUCUUGGUAUGCAUUUGGAUGCUUAUCGUAAUGGGUUGCCUUAUAGUUUACUCACCCCGCCUGGUUUUGAGAAUCGUGUUGCUGAUGAACGCGGAGCGUCUCCAAGCUACGAGGCUUCGUAUUCUCCAAGGACUUUACCUCAUCCUGUCCAUGUAUCUACACCAAUAUCGAGAGCAGACGCUACUCCACCGAAAUCACCAAGAACCCCUUCUUCGCCUGACAGAGACCAUGAAAGAAAAACAUUCGAUCGCUUCCAAGAUUCUGGCUUUGAUGGUAUGGGCCAAAACAAAAAUGAUGACGAGGGUAGAGAGGGUUCAGGAUUCGAAGAUGAUUUCGAUGAUGAACCCGGCCUGCGAGUCCCCGCUGUUAACUCUCACGGUAAAGUAAAAACUUUCAAAUGCAAACAGUGUGAAUUUGUAGCCGUUACAAAACUGAGUUUCUGGGAACAUAGUAAAGAGCACAUUAAGCCUGAGAAAAUGCUAACCUGCAGAAAAUGCCCUUUUGUCACGGAAUAUAAGCAUCAUUUGGAAUAUCAUAUGCGGAAUCACUUGGGAUCGAAACCCUUCCAAUGUUCACAAUGCUCUUAUUCCUGUGUGAACAAAUCCAUGCUUAAUUCACAUCUGAAAUCUCACUCAAAUAUUUACCAAUACCGUUGCGCCGAUUGUAACUAUGCGACAAAAUACUGUCACUCUCUGAAACUACAUUUACGGAAAUAUAAACACAGUCCAGCUAUGGUGCUAAAUUUAGACGGGACGCCCAACCCUCUCCCAAUAAUCGACGUAUACGGCACUCGUCGUGGGCCAAAACAAAAGCCAUUAACGAAAAUGUUCGAACAACAACCAUGUAGUAACAGUCAGUCGCAACAUCCACCGCCGACGCAUUCUCUAUUCGGCAGUCAUUUCCCCGUUAAUUUACCAUACCUACCACCACUACUACCUCCAUCUUUUCUGUUCCCACCGAAUAACAACUUUGAACAAAGAACUUCACCCAACCUGUCUGAACCAAUGGAGAUGAGACAGUCUAUUUCACCACAAUCGAUUCUACAACAGCGUUUGUCAUAUUCUGAACGCCCGUCGGAGAGUAACCCGUCUCCUCCGCCAGCGAAAUCUCCGGCUACCUCUCCUCAGACGCCCACAUCUCAUACGAACACUCAAGCACAAGGAAACGGUGCUUUAGACCUAACUAACACUAAAACGAGUGAAGCUGGGUCGCCUCCGCCAGCAGAGCGCCCAGCACCAUUAACCCCUACCACGGCUUUGAAAAAUCGUCGAAAAGGCCGCGCAUUUAAGUUGCAACCGGCAGCCUUAAGACUUCAACAUGAAGAUAAUAAAAUGGAAGCUGAAGGAUCAGAUGCAGAAUCAGAAGCUUCAAAUGAAGUUCCAUCGUCGUCCGCCAACAAUGCGUAUACCUGCCAGUAUUGUGACAUUACAUUUGGCGAUCUCACUAUGCACACAAUACAUAUGGGAUUCCAUGGAUACAAUGAUCCCUUUAUGUGUAACAAGUGUGGUGAGCGGAGCCCCGAUCGCGUGGCAUUUUUCAUUCAUCUCGGUCGAGCCCAACAUGCCUAG